CAGUGGAGUGAAGAUACGUUGAGUGAUCUUUUAUACCAUAUCUUGUUAAAUUUCACUUUUAGUCUGAAAAUCUAAACACACAGCAUGCUUCAAAGUUUGUUUGGACUUAUUUAUCUCUCAACGCUUUCUCAGUUAGUGACUCUUACAGGUACACAAGCUACAUGUCCUAUAAAGUUUAUCCCAGCGAGUGUUGUUGUGGAGUACGGCAGCUCUGUUUCAGUGGAUUGUAGCAUGGAUGCCACACCUGAUAAGAUUGGCUGGGAAACCAAAGUAGGAUCAGUAUCCCUGGAAAAAGCUAAACUGAUCACCUGGAGAGUGUCUGAUCUGAGACAAUGGGACAUACGGCCACAGUGCUACAUGAACUACAAUAGGACAGCAGCAUGUGAAUCUUUUCUCCCAGUCACAGUUUACAAGACUCCAGAUAGUGUCUCCAUCAGCACAGUGAAUCACACAGGACCAAUGAUAGAGGGAUCACAGUAUGAGCUCCAGUGUGUCAUUGUGAAUGUGGCUCCUGUUAAGAGUCUCAUUGUGAAAUGGUUUAAAGGAGAGACAGAGGUGAAAACUAAGACCUUCUAUGACACCAUCAAGACUCCAGUGAAUGUAAGAUCUACACUUCAGAUCACUGCAAACAGAGAUGAUGAUGGAGUUCAGUACAGAUGUGAAGCAGAGCUGGAACUGGGAGCAGAUGGACCUCAACCUCCUCCUAAAGUGACAUCAGAACCUAUUCAGAUUACAGUACGGUAUUCACCAGAAGACAUUAAAGCAGUGGACAUCAUCAAUUUUGCAGGAAGUCAUCCAACAUUCAUUGGUUAUCUUAUUUUCCUACCAAUGCUGAUUGCUUUAGGAAUUGUCGUGUGAGGAAGAUACAAAUGAAUGGUCCUUAAAGUUUUAUUCCUCUUCUUUUUCAAAUCAAUCAUGAAAAUGAAUUAUAAUGAUUGAUUCUGUACAUCGCUAGUUUGAUAUGCAUGCUUUUGGUGUCAUCUGAGGCACAAAGUGAUUUAUUUUUAUUAUAGAGAUUCACUGUCUUGCUUUUAGAUCAGUAACUGCUUUGCAUUAAAAUCUUGUGAACACUCAUUAAAAUCUUGUGAACUAUCAAUUAUUCAUGGCUUCUAAAUUCAUUCCUGUUUGGAUCCUAAGGAAUGAAUGGGGCUAGGCUAAAUGCUACCACAUUCACAACGCGCUGUACAAAGAUUAAGUGCACACAUUGAAAAAAGAUAGGUUUGUAUUAAUUAGUCUUAGUUGAGGUAAGAACAUAGUAAAAUAUUGAAAAACUGUGGUGUUUUCCUUUUACUAUGUUUUUGAGCCAAUGUGAUUCAAACAGGCUAGUUCAUUUUUCCAACAAUACGUCACACUAGUUAAGCAGAGAAGCAUUCCUGAAUGGAUUUAAAGGCUUAAAAUGUCAUUUUCUCAGCAAGAUGUUGCUAAACAACAACAUCAGCAUCAGUGUUGGGGGUAAAGCAUUAUAAGUAACGUGCAUUACGUAAUAAUAUUUCUUUUCUGAAGUAACGAGUAAAGUAACGCAUUACUUUAUAAAUGUACACAUUAAUAUCUGAGUUACUUUUUUAAAAAAGUAGUGCUAGUUACUUUUCAGUUUAAUUAAUUCGAUUUAAAGAUAUAUAUAAUGCAAAAACUGAACAUAGUCACGUAGACACACACUAUG
Messenger RNA from Paramisgurnus dabryanus, 1660 nucleotides. RefSeq names its product intercellular adhesion molecule 2-like. The record is from RefSeq and is a predicted model, not a curated record. Gene Ontology annotation, biological process: cell-cell adhesion. Gene Ontology annotation, cellular component: membrane. Lineage: Eukaryota; Metazoa; Chordata; Actinopteri; Cypriniformes; Cobitidae. Gene Ontology annotation, molecular function: integrin binding.